Molecule: messenger RNA, 1031 nt
Organism: Boleophthalmus pectinirostris (great blue-spotted mudskipper)
Lineage: Eukaryota; Metazoa; Chordata; Actinopteri; Gobiiformes; Gobiidae
Exons: 3
Coding region: 117-509 (130 amino acids)
Source: RefSeq, a predicted model, not a curated record
ACAGAGAUAAGUCUAUAAUGGGAAUUAAGACUCAGUCCCACCUCAGCAUUACUGUCCCCUGCAUUGUCCCAUUUGUUUCACGAUAUAUUGAUCAGCUGCUAUGAAGUAUAUAUACCAUGAAGUUUACCAUGAAGACUGCACUUUCUUUGAUGGUUGCUAUCUUUCUGCUCUGCCACUGUCACGCCCUCAAGUGUCACACGUGCGUGGCCUCCAAUGAGGACGAGUGCAACAAGCAGGGCUCCGCCUCCUGCCCACAGUAUGCUGAUGCCUGCUCCACCAUCUCUGGACCCAACACAAUGAUGAAGUCAUGCACUUAUAAGGCAUUUUGUGACAAGGCUCAUGGCAGCAGCUCUGGAGCUAAAAUGGAGUGCUGUUUUGGAGACAACUGUAACGGCCCCCACAAAGGCCACAGCCACGGGGCUCACCGCAACAGUGCAGGGGCCACAGUCUUCAGCCCAGCCCUGCUCAUCGCCAGUGCAAUGUUACACACUGCCUUCUCCCACCUCUGAACUUAUAAAUAGUGCAUUCCCAUUUUAUUCACUGUGACAGCACUGUGGAAAAUACAUUAUAUAAAGUAAUAACAUUUGAACUUCAUAACUAUAGACAGCAAAUGCAAUGACCAUAUCUCACAGUGGUAAAGAUAGUCAGGACUACGAUUGAAAUUAGUUCAAAGAAAGGAAAAAAAAAUAAUAAUAAAAGCAUGCAAAAAACUGAUAUUCUAACUUUUGUGCAGUAUUGCAUAUUUUAAUUUGUUUCACAUAUUAGUGCUAUUAGAUGUUGCUGUGAUGUUCUUUAAACAGAGGAAGUAAUUAAUUAAUUGAUUUAGUAUAAUCACUUUCAAAUGACGUAAAGCCAUCUGUAAACUUGAAAGUGUUUGAGGCAUAACUAUGUUCAUUGUGUAGUCGCUUUGGCUGUGCUUGAGACCUCAUUGUGGUGUGCCUAUGAAUGGUUGCACUGCUUCAACCACCUACGCUUCACAACACGGGGCUACUACUGACCUACAAUGGCAUAGCUGUGAUUAAGGAAGGAAC